Molecule: messenger RNA, 837 nt
Organism: Cavenderia fasciculata
Lineage: Eukaryota; Evosea; Eumycetozoa; Acytosteliales; Cavenderiaceae
Exons: 3
Coding region: 1-837 (278 amino acids)
Biological process (GO): maturation of 5.8S rRNA; maturation of LSU-rRNA
Cellular component (GO): preribosome, large subunit precursor
Source: RefSeq, a predicted model, not a curated record
AUGGAACCAAGCAUAGAGAAAAAGUUAGGUGUUGUUUCAUUUGAAACUAGAGAGGAUAAGAAAAAAUAUAGAUCCAAAAAGAGAAAGGAGAGAAAGAUCAAACAAGAGAAAGGUGAAAAGGUUAAAAGAGUUUAUAAACAAGAUUAUCAUAGCAGUAGUGAAGAUGAAUCAGAUAGCCAAGAUGAAUCAGAAGAUAGUUACUCUGAUUCGAGUAGUUCAGAGUCAGAGGAAGAAGAACAACCUAAAAAGAAACAACAAAAGAAACCAACACAAGGAGAGAAACAAAACCAACAAAAGAAUGACCCAGACAGAUUCUCUAAUAUUAUGGAAUCUAUUUUGAGAAAGGAACCAGCUAUUGUCAAGAGUGGAGGUGCACCGAUUCUUUCAAAGUACAAAAAGAAAAAGACAGAGGAUGAAGCAGACCAAGAAGAGACCAAGAAGAAGCAGAAAAAGAAGAGACAAGAAAAGGAUAUGGUUGAAAGUGUCAGCCACAAAAAGAUCGAUGUCUUGAUCACCUCUGAAGAGCGUGAAAAGAUGCGUGUUGCCAAACGUGGUGUCAUCAAACUCUUUAACGCCGUUGCCAAACAUCAACUUGAAAAUCCAGUUGUCGAUGCUGACCUUGACGAUGAAAUCGAUCCACAAAAGGAUGAAAUGACCAAAAACCAAUUUUUAUCAAAGUUAAAAGACAAGAAAUCAACAGACUCUAAAACCACCAACAACAAGAAACAAAAUGUAAAGAAAGAAAACAACAAUGGAUCAUCUUGGGAUGCAUUCGAUGAAGAUUUAAUGAGUAAUCCAAAGAGUAGUCAAUGGGAGGAAUAUGACAACAAUGAAUAA